Messenger RNA from Candidula unifasciata, 969 nucleotides. Lineage: Eukaryota; Metazoa; Mollusca; Gastropoda; Stylommatophora; Geomitridae. The record is from the annotation of a GenBank genome assembly.
AUGCCAAUAAUGGUGGAGGAACUCAAGAUGCAGGUGCCAACAUUUGAGAACAGUAACUCAGACGACGCCGGACCUCCCAGUAAUGAACCUGCUGCAGCGAUCCCUAUUGUACCAGCUGAACCACCGAAUAAUGCUAACCUUAUAAGUCUUGUAGCUAAUCCAGCGGAGACCGUAAAUGCAGCUCCGGUUGGUAAUCUUUUGACCCAAGAGGCUGUCAAUCCACCAGCAGCUGCCAGCGGAAACAAUUCUAUACCGCUCCCACCCAAACCACAGCUUCCACUUGCAAACCCACUGGGUCAACCUAAUCCACCACCCCCACCUGCCCAUCCUCCCUCAACAAAACCACUUCCGGACUUCGACAAAGUGACGGCAGAGAUGACCAACAGACUCAACCACACAAAGACUCAAUGCGACAAGUUCAAAGUCCCCUACACAAUAGACUCCGAGGUCUACCAGCUUCCACAAUAUAACAUAAGUUACUGCAAAAUUCCCAAAGCAGGAUGCACCUACUGGGAACAAGUAAUCUCUUUCCUCAACAAACCAACACAUGAACUGUCUUAUCUGGGCAUCAACAUGCCAUUCCAAAUUUCCAAGUUUGAUAUCCGCUACACAAGCCAUUUCAACUUGCCCAGAAGAGAUUUCAAGAAAGAAGCAGAUGUUGCCGAGAUCAUGAAGUCCACUCGAGUCAUGUUUGUUCGGCAUCCACUAGAGCGUCUCUGGAGCUGUUAUCUGGAGAAGUUCUUCUUGAUAGAUUUUUGGACUACAAUAGGUGUGUCCAUGAAGACAACUGGAGCUGACGUUAAGUGUCCAAAGUCAAUUACUUUCAGGGAGUUCAUCGACUUCACGCUGCCGCUGUUCAACGAGAACUGGGCACCGAUGACAGAACUCUGCAACCCCUGUCAGUUCCAGCCUCAUAUUAUUGGACGGGUGGAGACGCUUCGAGACGACUCCUUCUACACGCUUAAGAAG